Molecule: messenger RNA, 996 nt
Organism: Aspergillus thermomutatus
Lineage: Eukaryota; Fungi; Ascomycota; Eurotiomycetes; Eurotiales; Aspergillaceae
Product: NAD(P)H-dependent flavin oxidoreductase
Exons: 6
Coding region: 1-996 (331 amino acids)
Biological process (GO): 'de novo' pyrimidine nucleobase biosynthetic process
Molecular function (GO): oxidoreductase activity, acting on the CH-CH group of donors; nitronate monooxygenase activity
Source: RefSeq, a predicted model, not a curated record
AUGUCAUUAUCAACGCCUUUGACUCGAUUGCUCGGCAUGAAGCAUCCGGUGAUUUCCGCUGGCAUGUAUAUUGCUGGUGGACCAGAGCUUGUGGCUGCUGUGAGCAAUGCUGGCGGUCUUGGUGUCAUCGGUGGACUCUACUUCACGCCAGAUGAGCUGAGAAUAACCAUUCGAGAAGUGAAGAGGGACUACACCGGAGGCAAACUGGACGAGCUCAUUGAUAUCAUUGCUUGCAGCGGCGCCAAGCUAUUUGUUUCAGCAGUCGGUGUUGCUCCCGUAAAUGUCGUUGAUAAGCUUCGCGCCAAUGGCAUCUUUUACAUGAAUCUAGUUGGUCACCCGAAACAUGUCGCCAAAGCAUGUGCCGCUGGUGCCGACAUCAUCUGUGCCCAGGGUUCAGAAGCCGGUGGCCAUACUGGCGAGAUCCCGACUAGUGUCUUGGUGCCUGCUUGCGCUGAUCUGGUGAAAAAGUACAAGUCUCCUUUGACUGGGCAGCCAGUACAGCUCGUUGCUGCUGGAGGCAUUUGCGAUGGCCGAGGAGUUGCCGCAUCCUUCAUGUAUGGAGCUUCUGCCGUCUGGGUCGGUACGAGGUUUGUCACUGCCAAGGAGUCGAGUGCUCUUGAAGAAUCAAAGCGAGUGAUUAUCGACGCAGGCUUUGAUAGUACCAUUAAAUCAACCAUUUGGACUGGAAGACCAUUACGCGCCGCUGCUACCCCUUACAUCCGAAACUGGGAAUGUAAUCGUAGGUAUGAGCUCGAAGAGCUGCUGUCCAAAGGUAUCAUACCUAUGGACCAUGAGAUCGAGAAGAUUCGCGGAGCUGGCGGUCUCCCUGAAGAGAUCAUGAAGCAGUCGGCGAUGAGACCAAUGAGCAUUGCGUGCGGCCUGAUUAACAAUGGGCAGCAAUCUGCGGCUGACAUAGUCGAAGAGAUGGUAGCAGAAGCAGUCCAAUGUCUCAGCGGUGCUAGUAGCGUUCUUGUGAAAUCGGACUAUUUGGAUUGA